AACGACCUUGCAGACUUGGUGCCCGCCCUGGAGCUUCUGCGCUCCGACGACGACUCGCGCGGCACAUCGCCCAGGCCGCCGGCGCCCUUGCGGCGGAGCGGCUGCGGCCGGAGGGUGCGUACUGCUACGCGUGGCGCGCGCUGCGGGGCCUGCGGCGCCUCACCGCCGACCAGGCGGAGGUGAUCCGGGAGGCGCUGCCGCGGUUCGAGGAGGUGCCCCGCAUCGACCUCGGCAAGUACCACGCCGGCUUCCGGCCCCUGCGGCAGCGCCUCGAGGACGCCAGAGGGCGUCCCGGCUGUGGGGCGCCCAGUGGCGGCGCGCUGUGA
Messenger RNA from Prorocentrum cordatum, 326 nucleotides. The record is from the annotation of a GenBank genome assembly. NCBI's taxonomy places the organism in Eukaryota, Dinophyceae, Prorocentrales, Prorocentraceae.